CUCAGUGAGAGUCAGCGGUGCUCCAAUCAUGUCGGUAUCCCUCGGCUAGCGCCGGUCUCAGGAUUCCGCGAAGCGCGAGCUUCAAGUAUCUCGAGGGCGCGGGCCUCGUCGAGAUGAGCGGUGGCAGCGGCGGGAACAACGCCGGCAACCAGGGGAACGGCAAUGCCACCAGCUAUCAUCAACAUCAACAACAGCAACAACAACAACAACAACAGCAACAACAGCAGCAACAACAACAGCAGACACAGCUGGAACAAGCUAGCCUGCUGACCGAUCUGAACGGUAUCGACCUGGCGAUGAGCCUAUCGCCCAAACAGCAUUCAUCCCACGUACAAGCCGCUGGUGGCGCUCAUACCACACCGUUCAGCGUCACAGAUAUCCUCUCGCCCAUCGAUAACGAGUCGUUCAGGAAGCUGGAGCAGGUGAUUGGAGUCGGCGUGGUCACGCAUUCUCAGGUCUCGCCUUACGGUAACGCGUGUGGCGCCCGUGUGGGCGGCAAUACCGGUAGCUCGAGCGCGAGCAGCGGCAGUCCACCGAUUCACGGAGGCUCGACGCCCGGUGGCGGCACACCCGGACCGGUUUCCGGGCCAAACGACGCCACCGGAGGAGGCAGCAGCGCUGCCGGUGCCGGGCCAGGCAUGACCGCAAUGGGCAAUCCUUACGCGACCAUGCAACUCACAUCUCAGUAUCAGUAUUGCGCCGCGGAAUUAUCGUAUCAUCAUGGGGGUCCAGGAGUUGCUGGAGGCGCGACCGCAACCGACCCUAUGCGAUCACAUCAUCCGUGGUACGCGCCUGCACCGCCGGCAACCAACGACCCACGCUUCGCCAUUUCGCGGCUCAUGGGCGCCGCGGCAGCAGGCGCCGGGACCAACAUGGCCGCCUGUUCGGUGGGCCAGUCAAUGGGCGACGUGACGAAGUCGUCGGGCAUGGGAGUGGGCGUCGGCGUCGGCGUCGGCGUCGGUAUGGGCGUCGGCGCGAUGCAAUUCCCCCACAUUCCCCAGAGACGAAAGCGUCGCGUUCUGUUCACUCAGCAGCAGGUUCACGAGCUCGAGAGGCGGUUCAAGCAGCAGAAAUACCUGAGCGCGCCUGAACGAGAACACCUAGCCGCCCUAAUUAACCUUACGCCCACUCAGGUGAAAAUAUGGUUUCAAAACCAUCGAUACAAGUGCAAGAGGCAGGCGAAGGAGAAGAUGAUGGCUGAACAGAAUGCUCAAAACCAGAGUGCUAGUUCGCCGCGACGGGUAGCGGUACCGUUGCUGGUAAAGGACGGCAAACCAUGCGGAACCGGUGCCGGCGGCGGAAACGAGGGCAGCCGCGGUGGGCCAAGCGCGGCCUUGGCGAGUCCAGCCCCUCCUCAUAUGACGGCCGCGUCGAGCCCUCACAGUUCACAUCACGCGGCCUCCUCGGUGUCCCAUCACUCAGUGGUUGGCGUGAGCCACGUGAUGACGUCCAGCCAGAGUCUUCAGCAUUGCUCGUACUCGAGGACAGGGGCGCAGCAGAGUAUGCAGCAGCAACAGCAGCCGCAAUGCGGCGCGUACCUGCCAUUCCAGGGUCGGGCCUGGUAG
This is a messenger RNA of Habropoda laboriosa, 1565 nucleotides long. RefSeq names its product homeobox protein Nkx-2.4-like. Gene Ontology annotation, molecular function: DNA-binding transcription factor activity, RNA polymerase II-specific; RNA polymerase II cis-regulatory region sequence-specific DNA binding. Bases 114 to 1565 code for a protein of 483 amino acids. Lineage: Eukaryota; Metazoa; Arthropoda; Insecta; Hymenoptera; Apidae. Gene Ontology annotation, biological process: cell differentiation; regulation of transcription by RNA polymerase II. The transcript is spliced from 4 exons. The record is from RefSeq and is a predicted model, not a curated record. Gene Ontology annotation, cellular component: nucleus.